AUUUGGUUCAUUUACGAGAGCAUGCUCGCCGUUCGUUCCAGCGCCCGCAAGUUCCUGCGCCCCAAGUUCGCGGCCGCCUUUAGCACCGGCUCGGACUACGACCUCGUCGUCGUCGGCGGUGGUCCCGGCGGCUACGUCGCCGCCAUCAAGGCCGCGCAGCUCGGUCUCAAGACGGCCUGCGUCGAGUCGCGUGGCACGCUCGGUGGCACCUGCCUCAACGUCGGCUGCAUCCCGUCCAAGGCGCUCCUCAGCGCGACGCACAAGUACCAUGCGGCCCAGCACGACUUCAAGAACGUUGGCAUUGAAGUUGACGGCCUUCGCAUCGACUUUGCCAAGCUCAUGGCCUCCAAGGACAAGAGCGUCAAGAUCUUGACGGGCGGUAUCGAGGGCCUCUUCAAGAAGAACAAGAUCGACUACAUCAAGGGUUUUGGCAAGAUCGUCGCCAAGAACCAGGUCAGCGUUGCCCUCAACGACGGUGGCAACAAGACCGUCUCGACCAAGAACAUCCUCAUCGCCACCGGUUCCGAGGUCACGCCGUUGCCGCCGGUCCCGGUCGACAACGAGGCUGGCAAGAUCAUCGACUCGACGGGCGCGCUCUCGUUGAAGCGCAUCCCGGAGCACCUUGUCGUCAUUGGUGGCGGUGUCAUUGGCCUUGAAAUGGGUUCGGUCUACGGCCGCCUCGGCGCCAAGAUCACGGUCGUCGAGUACGCUGACAAGAUCUGCCCCACGAUGGACUUUGAGACGGGCCGCGAAUUCCAGAAGCUCCUCAAGAAGCAGGGCAUGAACUUCCAGCUCGGCCAGAAGGUCACGGCCUCCAAGGUCGAGGGCGACAAGGUCACGCUCACGGUCGAGCCCGCCGCCGGUGGCGAGGCCACGACGAUCGAGUGCGACACGGUCCUCGUCGCGACGGGCCGCCGCCCGUUCACCAAGGGUCUCGGCCUCGAGGAGAUGGGCAUCCAGACGGACAAGUUUGGCCGCAUCCAGGUCGACCUCUCCAACUUCAAGACGAACGUCGACAACAUCUUUGCCAUCGGUGACUGCAUUGAGGGCGCGAUGCUUGCGCACAAGGCCGAGGAGGAAGGUAUCUCGUGCGUCGAGUCGAUCGCCGGCGGCCACGGCCACGUCAACUACAACGCGAUCCCGGGCGUCGUGUACACGUUCCCCGAAGUCGCGUCCGUCGGCAAGACGGAGGAGGAGCUCAAGGCUGCCGGCGUGGCCUACAACGUCGGUAAGUUCCCGAUGAUGGCCAACUCGCGCGCCCGCACGGUCGGCGAGACGGACGGCUUUGUCAAGAUCCUCGCCGCCAAGGACGACGACAAGAUCCUCGGUAUCCACAUCAUUGCGUCCAACGCCGGCGAAAUGAUCUCGGAGGGCGUCCUCGGCCUCGAGUACGGUGCGUCGGCUGAAGACAUUGGCCGCACGUGCCACGCCCACCCGACCUUGAGCGAAGCCUUCAAGGAGGCCUGUAACGCGGCCUACGACAAGCCGAUCAACUUCUAAAUUGUAACGUCGUACGAUCCUGUGUCUGUA
Molecule: messenger RNA, 1530 nt
Organism: Saprolegnia diclina VS20
Lineage: Eukaryota; Oomycota; Saprolegniomycetes; Saprolegniales; Saprolegniaceae
Product: dihydrolipoyl dehydrogenase
Exons: 1
Coding region: 22-1500 (492 amino acids)
Cellular component (GO): mitochondrion; oxoglutarate dehydrogenase complex
Molecular function (GO): flavin adenine dinucleotide binding; dihydrolipoyl dehydrogenase (NADH) activity
Source: RefSeq, a predicted model, not a curated record